Oryzias melastigma (Indian medaka) is the source of this 2400-nucleotide messenger RNA. RefSeq names its product diacylglycerol O-acyltransferase 1b (gene dgat1b). The transcript has 17 exons. Lineage: Eukaryota; Metazoa; Chordata; Actinopteri; Beloniformes; Adrianichthyidae. Gene Ontology annotation, cellular component: endoplasmic reticulum membrane. Gene Ontology annotation, molecular function: diacylglycerol O-acyltransferase activity. The record is from RefSeq and is a predicted model, not a curated record. Gene Ontology annotation, biological process: triglyceride biosynthetic process. The coding region runs from base 177 to 1673 and encodes 498 amino acids.
UACACACCUACUACCGUGGAACUGAACGGAGAAAUCCGAGCUGUCUCGACAUCCGUCCACUUCCUUUAUGUGGAAGUCCUCACUGUGUCAAAGUGAACUUGAACAGAAGGGCAUGUCGUCACCCGAGGUGAACACUUGAGCGGGACUUCACAGUGGAUGCCUUUCUCCCUGUCAUCAUGGGUGACCUGAACACAACCGGGUCCAUAACCCGAAAGAGAAGAGCGACUCUGUCCGCCGCGAAAGCCUCGAACCUGCAGCCGCUGAGCGAGAUCCCCGCGAGGCUCGCGCUCGGGGACCCCAGCCCUGAAAAUGAACCCAGAAACCGCCGGGAGAGGACCAAGACGAAAAGCGACACAAGGAGUCAAAAUAGUGACAUUAGUGCAAGACUGAGCUGCCACAAGACACAGCAGUCCCUUUUGAGUUCGGCCAGUGGCUACAGUAACUACAGAGGAAUACUCAACUGGUGUGUGGUCAUGCUGGUGCUGAGUAAUGCUCGCCUCUUCUUAGAAAACCUGUUGAAGUAUGGUGUUCUUGUGGAUCCUGUUCAGGUGAUUUCCUUGUUUCUGAAUGAUCCCUACAGCUGGCCUGCAGCAUGCCUGGUGAUCGUAUCCAAUGUGUUCAUUGUGGUUGCCCUCUACACUGAGAGACAGCUGUCGAAGGGUUCUUUCAGUGAACGUGUGGGGUUCCUGAUCCAUUUCAUCAACCUGGCAGUCAUUCUAACAUUCCCUGCUGCAGUGGUACUGCUACUGCCUUCUGUGACACCAGUGGGUGGUGCAUUUGCGCUUGGUAUCUACACCAUUCUCUUCCUGAAGCUCUACUCCUAUAAGGAUGUCAACUUGUGGUGCAGGGAGCUGAGCACUGUCAAAGCCAGGAGGAUGGUCAGAUCUCUGUCCUGUCCUACACCUCAGCACUUCCACAAAGGCGAACACAAGGUGUGUUACCCUGGAAAUCUCACCAUCAGAGACAUGUACUACUUUGUGUUUGCCCCGACUCUGUGCUACGAGCUCAACUUCCCUCGCUCCCCUGAAAUACGCAUGAGUUUCCUGUUGAGACGGCUAUUUGAGAUGCUCUUUUUUAUCCAGAUAUUGGUUGGUCUAACCCAGCAGUGGAUGAUUCCCAUCAUUCAGAGCUCCAUGAAACCACUAGAAGACAUGGAUUUAUCCCUGAUGACUGAGCGCCUCCUAAGAUUAGCGGUUCCCAAUCACCUCUUGUGGUUGAUGUUUUUCUACUCGUUCUUCCACUCAUCUAUGAAUUUUACAGCAGAGCUGCUGCGCUUUGGGGACAGACAGUUUUACAAGGACUGGUGGAAUUCCGAGUCGGUGACAUAUUUCUGGCAGAACUGGAACAUCCCCGUGCACAAGUGGUGUCUGCGACAUUUUUACAAACCUCUGCUGAGGAGAGGAGUCAGUAAAAUGGCCAGCCAAUCAGCUGUCUUCUUCUUGUCGGCCUUCUUCCAUGAGUACUUGGUGAGCGUUCCUCUCAGGAUGUUCAGACUUUGGGCGUUCACCGGCAUGAUGGCACAGCUUCCACUAGCCUGGUUUGUCGGUCGCUUCCUCCGUGGUAACUAUGGCAACGCGGCAGUGUGGAUGUCACUCAUCAUCGGUCAGCCGUUCGCCGUGUUGAUGUAUGUCCAUGACUACUACGUGAUGCACUACAAACACGAGGAGGCUUGACUCCCCCCCUUCCACAAAACGGCCCGUCCAUCUUAAUGAACACAAUAAAAAAGCGCUUGUUUACAAUUAUUCUUACUCCUUAAAUCUCAUCUUUUAAAAAUGAGACAAACCAUUCAGUGUUUACCGUGUGGUACUACCAUAAAUAAACAUCACUAGGUAUUCUUAGUUAAAUGCCUUAAAAAUGGCGACUUCCUGUUUAGAAUUCAAGAAAAAAAGCUGUAAAUCCCAGCACACUGCUGAAUAGGAAUGUGGAAAGAAUGAAAAAAUGUGGUUUUAAACUCAGGUAAUGUUAAAAUGAUGGUCAGUCGGAGCUGAAACUCCAGACAAAUAAAUAAAAACUUGUUUUCAGGACUGCAGGAAACAAGAAGAGUAUAAAGACUUGCUGUACUCUUGAUAUUUUCUUUACACAGACAGUAUAUUCAUGGUAGCUGGAAUUUUAAUGUUUUUUUUUGUUUUGUUUUUGAGUUUGGGAGCCAAAGUGUCUGUACUCUGGUUUUACAGUAAAAGGGAACAAGAAAUGAAUGUAUACCUAUAGGACUGUGUUUUUAUUAAUUAUGUUUCCAUGACUUUCUUUGGGGCCAGCAAUACUGUACACUUUGACUUGUUGAAAUGUUUGUAUUUUUACCUCAAGUGCCAUUAAAUGGAGAAAAUGUGUCUUUAGAUGCAUUUAAUGGACUGUAUGCAAGUGUUAACAACUAAGUAAAGAAUUUUACCAGAGAAACAAAAA